CGUACCCCUCUCUUUUAUGCGACUCCCCUCUCCUCGUCCCCUCUCCCGACUCCUCUCGUCUCUCGCCUCUUCGCCUCUCUUCUCUUCUCCUGCCUGCCCCUCCCUCCUCGCGCUCCAUCGACAACGAGCACCUCGUCUUGUUCUUGGUCUUGGCUUUUGGUGUGGCGACGUUGGGUAGUGUGAUUAUCUUGUUCUCGCUGGCAGGAGAUGGCCUGUACGCAGGAGAACGCCAUGGCAACCGACGAAAGCACGGCGGAUCAUCGCGGGAGUCGUCCGAGUUCCCACGACAUGGAUUUAUCAGGGGAUGACCACGUGCCAAAGGCACGCAAGCCGUACACCAUCACGAAGCAGCGGGAGAAGUGGACCGAGGAAGAGCACAAGCGCUUCCUGGAGGCCCUGCAGCUGCACGGCCGCGCCUGGCGCCGCAUACAAGAGCACAUAGGCACCAAGACGGCAGUGCAAAUCCGGAGCCACGCGCAGAAGUUCUUCUCUAAGGUCACCAGAGAGUCGUCCGGGAGCUGCAGCGGCUCGGGCGCCGCGGCCGCGACGGCGACGGCGGCGAUCCAGAUCCCCCCGCCGCGGCCCAAGAGGAAACCGACGCACCCGUACCCGCGCAAAGCGGACGACGGCGCGGCGGCCGGCGGUAAGCACGCCCCGGGGCUCACGCAUCUGGAGAGGCCUCCCGUGCGGAUGGGCGAGCAGGAGGAAGGGUCGCCGACGUCGGUGCUGACCGCGUCGCGGGUCGAGGCCUCCGGUGGCCGCUUCUCCUACAACUCCAGCGGCAGCAGGUCGCCGGUUCCGUCGGCCGCCGGCUCCCUCUACGGCUCGUCGGUGGACAGAGGGGACGGCUGCCUCUCGCCUAAUACGACUAAGGCUUCAGAGUUCACUGCAAAUGGUGAUGUCAAAGAGGGGUCAUGUACAGGAUCAGCGACAUCAGUCCUUAAGCUAUUCGGCAAGAAAGUCGUGGUGAAUGAUUCAUUCCAGAAGCCGAAUACCAGCACCGGCAACCCGCAGAAUGGUGGCGACGUCGGAACUGAAGCUUCAGACGAUACAACCACACAAGGAAGCAGAAACCUACCUUCUGGCGGUGCCACAGAAGGAAGCUCAUGGAAUCCAUGGCCGAGCAGCAUGCAGCAGUUUGUGUAUUUUGUUCCUCAACCGGAUGGUUUCGCCACACAAUCUGCGGUGCCAUGGUUUGGCACCCUGCCUGGUGCAAUGUUCUACCAGCAAGCCAUGGCUCCAAAUCAGCACCAGCGCCAUCGCUCAGAGACCGCAGACCACAAGUUCAUGCAGAGGGAAGGAUCCUGGACAGGAUCAAACACUGGCCCUGGAUCAGCUGCGCAUAAUUCAGAUGCUGCCGACUCCCGAGGGAGAGGAAACAGCAGUGAGAGCGACAAAACGCCUGUGCCGCGGUUAACAAAGUGCGAGAGCUCUGUUUCGGUCAGUCUGCAAAGAGGUUUCAUGCCAUACAAGAGAUGCGCGGCCGAGAGCGAAUCGCUGCGGUCGGAGGCGCCCAGAGAGGAGACCGACGUGGGAAGAAGCGACCACUCAUCCUGCUGGUUUUGCCUGUCGGUAUGUCGCACUUCUCCGAAGCAGCUCGAAGCCGCAUUAGAUUGAGCAUUUCUGGUUCUUGCUCGUGAAUAUAUAUAGUUGGAAUAUGUAGUAUCCAUGUUUUUGUUCUCUACAGAGUGUCUCUGCAGUUUUUACCCCAAAUCGGGAGGCUCAGAGUUCAGUGUUGUUGCCUGUAUCAACCUGGGCCUGAGAGAGGGUUGUCGUAGUCUUAACUGCAUGUUGUAAGCUAGGCAGGCUUGUAUCACUCUGUAGUCUGCAUUCUGUAAAACAUAUGAUAGGCAGAAGACGAACAAAAACGUCGAAUGCUCUGUAUAUCUAAAGUAUAACAUAAUAUACCUGGACUUGGGUCUGUGCAUUCA
Triticum aestivum (bread wheat) is the source of this 1931-nucleotide messenger RNA. RefSeq names its product protein REVEILLE 1. Bases 208 to 1617 code for a protein of 469 amino acids. Gene Ontology annotation, molecular function: DNA binding. The record is from RefSeq and is a predicted model, not a curated record. Lineage: Eukaryota; Viridiplantae; Streptophyta; Magnoliopsida; Poales; Poaceae. The transcript is spliced from 7 exons.